ACGUCGGAGCUAAAACCUCCCUCAAAAGGAUGGGUAAAGAUUAUUAUAAAAUACUGGGCAUCAGUAAAGGAGCCACGGAGGAGGACAUCAAGAAAGCGUAUAGAAAGCAGGCGUUGAAAUGGCAUCCCGACAAGAACAAGUCGGCAGCCGCCGAAGAUAAAUUUAAGGAGAUCGCCGAAGCUUAUGAGGUCCUCAGCGACCCUAAGAAAAGGGACAUUUAUGAUCAACAUGGGGAAGAAGGUCUCAAGGGAGGAAGCGGUCCUCCCGCUGACGGGCAAGGCAACACCUUCACAUACACCUUCCACGGGGAUCCUCACGCCACCUUCGCCACAUUCUUUGGGGGCUCAAACCCCUUUGAUAUGUUCUUCGGGCGCAAGGCCAACGGGCGUGAUGACGAUGACAUGGAGGUGGACGGAAACGAUCCGUUUGGCUCCUUCACCAGCUUCAACCUGAACGGUUUCCCUCGGGACGGACAAACCGGCCUCGGAGGACAGCAACAGCAGCAGCAGCAGCAGCAGUCCCGGCGCAAGCAGGACCCCGCCAUCAUCCACGAACUAAGGGUCUCCCUGGAGGAGGUGUUCCACGGCUGCACCAAGAGGAUGAAGAUCUCUCGCAAAAGGUUGAACCCAGAUGGCAGGACCAUGCGCACGGAGGACAAGAUCCUCACUAUUGAGAUCAAGCGCGGCUGGAAGGAGGGAACAAAGAUCACAUUCCCGCGGGAGGGAGACGAGUCGUCCAACGCCAUCCCGGCCGACAUCGUUUUCGUCAUCAAGGACAAGCCUCACCCUCACUUCAGGCGGGAAGGCUCCAACAUCGUGUAUCCUGUCCAUGUAAGCCUCAGACAGUCGCUGUGCGGAUGCUCGGUUACCGUGUCAACGAUAGACGGCAACACGUGCAACAUGAAGAUCACGGACGUGGUCAAGCCUGGUAUGAGAAAGACUGUGGCGGGUCAGGGGCUGCCCUUACCCAAAAACCCGGAGCAGAGAGGAGACCUGGUGGUGGAGUUUGAUGUGAACUUUCCCGAAACGUUGCCCGGCAACGCCAAGGAUGUCCUUAAGCGGCAUUUACCGGCUUAGGGCCAAGCAGCGAUGCAGCGGGCGGGACUGGCAUCUUCACACAGGCAAAGGAUGAAUGUGAGAUAUCACCACUAUUUUUGGACGUUUUGGGUGUUUUUAUAAAUAUCACGCAUGCUGCCAAGACCAUCUGUACGUACACGGACCUCUCUCCCUUGCCAUCACACUCGCCAUAAAAGUUCCGAUGAAGCCCAAAAUGUGCUGUGCCAAACCAAUGCUUUCUUGAAGACGUGACAGGCUUCCUUUUGGAGUUCGGAGUCAUGAUUAAGUUCCGCUGUCUGUGCGUGUUGUUUAGAAAUGACCUUGUAAAGCUUGAAUUUUAACUUAAAUAUUUCCAUGUGAACUGAUAAAGCAUUGUAAGCACAUUUGACUGUUUUAUUACUCAAGCUCCAAUGCGCAAAGGGCAAUUUCGAAAACACUGGGUGUGUUUUUGAUUCAAACUAGUAAGCAGGCCAGCUGCUGCCUCUCUGCUGCCAACACUUCACUUACAGAGCUUACACAUCACCACCAGGGGACGCUACAUCACUCAUCACGACUGAAGUGCAUGGGAGGUCCCCUCAGUGGGAUGAGUUGAUGAUGCACCAAGGGGCCACAUUUGUUUUUAGCUGCAGCCAGCCACACAGUAAAACCCAUUCUUCAUCAAUUUGUAUAUUUUGAGGGCGUUGUGUGUGUAUUUUUUCCACAUACUUUAUAUUUACAUGUCCACAAACACCUUAAUACCUGUGAUGAACCAUUUUUAUUCUGGGUGGAUAAAUACAACUGUUGUGGAAGCGCUCAUGCAGCAAGAGUACAAUGUACAAGUGCGAUCCGAGGGGCAAAUUGGGGCCAAACCCCCCCAAAAAACUGCAAAUGGGCACAAAGUCCAGCAAAAGCUAAAGUGUUGAUACUCAAACUAAUACAGUAAUACCCCUGUCUUUGAGUAUCCAUCCAUCCAUCCAUUUUCUACCGCUUGUCCGUUCGGGGUCGCGGGGUGCUGGAGCCUAUCUCAGCUACAAUCGGGCGGAAGGCGGGGUACACCCUGGACAAGUCGCCACCUCAUCACAGGGCCAACACAGAUAGACAACAUUCACACUCACAUUCACACACUAGGGCCAAUUUAGUAUACAUUUAUUUUGUCUUCUUAUACAUUAAAAAGAAAAAUGCAAAUUCCAUACAAAGUAUAUAGAAAAAGACACCUAUGGGUUAAGUCACAGGUAUCAAACUCAAGGCCCGGGGGCCAGAUGUGGCCCGCCACUUCAUUUUAUUUGGCCCUCGAAAGCCUGAAAAAUAAAAUGCAUCAAUAAAGUACUGUAACUUUUCUUACUAAAUGUAUUCUUUCU
This is a messenger RNA of Nerophis lumbriciformis (worm pipefish), 2392 nucleotides long. It is a transcript of the gene dnajb4, whose product is annotated as DnaJ heat shock protein family (Hsp40) member B4. Gene Ontology annotation, molecular function: protein-folding chaperone binding. NCBI's taxonomy places the organism in Eukaryota, Metazoa, Chordata, Actinopteri, Syngnathiformes, Syngnathidae. The record is from RefSeq and is a predicted model, not a curated record. Gene Ontology annotation, cellular component: cytosol. Gene Ontology annotation, biological process: negative regulation of transcription by RNA polymerase II.